Prunus armeniaca (apricot) is the source of this 282-nucleotide messenger RNA. NCBI's taxonomy places the organism in Eukaryota, Viridiplantae, Streptophyta, Magnoliopsida, Rosales, Rosaceae. The record is from the annotation of a GenBank genome assembly.
AUGGCAGAAGGAAUCAGAGGAAGGAGACUGCUCCAGCCCAUGGUAGUGCUGCUCAGCCUGCGUCCUCAAGAGGAAAUCCCCGCUGAAGUGAUUGCAGAGAGCAUCGCAUUGGUGCAGAAACAACAGGAGGCCCUAAUGGUAGAGCUGACUAGUUCGGAGUUGGCUCUUUUUGAGGAUGCAGAGGCAAAACACUCCACUGCUAUUCUGGCACCUGAGAAACAAGUGGAGCAGUUUGUAUCAGAGUCUGUGGAGCAGGCAGAACUUCCUGUUGCAGCCCCAUAA